This is a messenger RNA of Verticillium alfalfae VaMs.102, 904 nucleotides long. RefSeq lists its product as hypothetical. Bases 80 to 904 code for a protein of 274 amino acids. The transcript has 3 exons. The record is from RefSeq and is a predicted model, not a curated record. Lineage: Eukaryota; Fungi; Ascomycota; Sordariomycetes; Glomerellales; Plectosphaerellaceae.
AGAGUCGACAACUACUACACAUCUUCGUUUGUCAAACAAAUAACUUUUGUCAAACAAAUACCUUUCCUGAGAACUCAACAUGACGGUCUCAAGUGCUAGUCUCGAAGAGCAGAAUUGUAUGGAUCCAGCCGAAGCCCAGAAACCACAAGAAGUCGGAAAUGAUUCGCGGAACGAGACCGGUUCACGAGCGGCGAACCUCAAUAGUUGGAAUAAGAACUCGAACUUCUGGGACACGAUCCUCGGCGAAGGCAACGAUAUGUUCACGCAGCUCAUCCUGCCAACCAUAGAGGAGCUCGCAGAGGUGCAACCCCAUCAUCGAGUGCUGGAUCUGGGCACAGGCAACGGCAUCGUCGCCCGAAGACUUGCUCGAAGAGGCGUUGCCGUACUAGCAACCGAUUACAGCCCCCAGCAGAUCGAAAACGCCCGAAAGCGUAGUCAAGAUUUGGGUCUGGCGAUAAGCUAUGAACUCCUGGAUCUCCUGAGUCGAGAUGCGCUUGAUGCAUUUGCAGCCGAGCAUGCCGAAAUAAUCAUGGCGAACUUGCAUCCAUGUUUUCAUAAGCCCGGAGCGCAUCGCAUCGUUGAGGUCAUCGAAAAUCAAGACACUGGUGUCCAGGAAUUUCACACUUCGAUCAAAAUCUCUAAGUACCUGAAUAUUGGUCCUGUCCAGAGUCAAGCACUCCGAGGGCAGCCUGAACCACUUAGGUUCGCACUGACGCUCGGCAAGAUUUGGUUUCACCGACCCAUUCACCAACUACUCGAACCUUUCUUCGAUGCCGGUCUUCUCAUGAACAAAGUGAGAGAACCAUCUUUUGACGAUGGUGGCGAUCCCGGACAAGCACAGUCUUAUCACAAUUUCCCUCAAAUACCCAUGCAGUUCAUCUUCCGGCUUGUCAGGACCUCGUGA